This is a messenger RNA of Danaus plexippus (monarch butterfly), 4290 nucleotides long. RefSeq lists its product as uncharacterized. Bases 148 to 4137 code for a protein of 1329 amino acids. Gene Ontology annotation, cellular component: clathrin vesicle coat; endosome; plasma membrane. Gene Ontology annotation, biological process: endocytosis. Lineage: Eukaryota; Metazoa; Arthropoda; Insecta; Lepidoptera; Nymphalidae. The transcript is spliced from 11 exons. The record is from RefSeq and is a predicted model, not a curated record. Gene Ontology annotation, molecular function: phospholipid binding; clathrin binding.
UCAACUGGCAACACCUUAAUACUCGCCAUUUUGCGAGAAUGUCAGCCAAAUCAUCAUCUCGCGUUUAUCGUUAAUUUUUAUUUAAUUUAACAAAAUUUUAACGUUAAACUGCUUUAAAAACGCGACAUAUAGGAAAAGUUCAGUGAAAUGGAUCGUUUCAUAAGUAUGUGGAAAGUCAGGGAGCUGGCGGACAAGGUGACGAACGUGGUGAUGAACUACACGGAGGUGGAGGGCAAGGUCCGGGAGGCGACCUCGGACGAGGCCUGGGGUCCCACCGGCCAACAGAUGCAGGAGCUGGCGCUGGCGACCUUCACAUACGAACACUUCCCGGAGGUCAUGUCUAUGUUGUGGAGGAGAAUGUUACAUGACAACAAAGCGCAUUGGAGAAGGACUUACAAGUGCCUCCUCCUCCUCAGCUACCUGGUGAGGAACGGCUCCGAGCGAGUCGUGACCUCGGCCAGGGAACACAUCUACGACCUGAGGUCGCUGGAGAACUACUCCUUCGUCGAUGACUUGGGCAAGGACCAGGGCAUCAACAUAAGGCACAAGGUCCGCGAGCUGAUCGACUUCAUCCAGGACGACGACAAGCUGCGGGACGAGAGGAAGAAAGCCAAGAAGAACAAGGACAAGUACAUAGGAAUGUCUUCGGAGGCUGUGUCUCUGGGCGGGCGGGGAGGUAUGGGCGGCGGUGGGGGACACGGAGGGUGGGGGGAGUACAGUGACAGGGCCGGGGGGUGGGACGACAAAGAUAGAAACGAAGACGACUACGACAGAGAGGACUCGGACGGCGACGACGGACACACCAAACAUAACAAAGAAAACGUGUACCGAGACUCCGAGGUGAUAGACGAGUGUCCCGUCCCGGCCCGGGACAGCGAGUACACCUCCAGGACGCUCAACAUCAGUCUGAGGAGUCCCGCCAGGAACAAGCAGAGCACGCCCGUCAAGAAGAUAGACCUGGGAGCGGCGGCCAACUACGGCAAGACUCCCGGGGCUCCCCCCGCCCCCGCGGUGACGCCCGGCCCGCCCCUCACCUCUGGGACCCAGCAGUCACAGGAGCUGCUGGACGAGUUGUUCAAGACCUGCGCACAAACAGACAACACGCCGGCCGGAGAGGACGACUUUGACCCCAGAGCUGACGAGCCUUCAAGCAGACCGGUGAAGAACGAUGACUUUGGAGAUUUCAGCACAGCCUUCAGCGGAAACGGAAACGACGAGGGGUUCGCCGACUUCACCAGCGCCUUCCACAACAAUAACACGCAGACAGUUUCAGCUCCCACCUCCAACCUCCAACUCCUGAGUGAGUUGUCCCCUGCGAUGCCCAGUUUGACCCCCGGGUUGACCCCUGGACUAGCUCCGGGCCUGACCCCCGCCCUCGACCCCCUCUCCUCGCACUUCGACAGCGCUCUCAAUAUAACAGAUGGUGACCGACCGACACACAGCGACCGGCUCAGGGCCGAGAUGAAGAAGCUGGUUAACAUACUACACGUGAUGGAGAGGAUCAAGAGCGAAGGAGACGUGGCCGACGUGAACGGAAGGAUACAAGUCAUAAAGAGAUACCUCCCGGGGCCCGUCACCGUACAGAAGCUGUCCAGGUGUGACAGCAGGCUCAUAGAUCACGAGGCCUUGGAGGUGUUCUCCCAGCUGCUGGGCAGCAUCGUCCGGGUUCUGUUACCUCAUUGGCCGGAGUUCAGGGACGAAGUGGUGUAUCUGUUCACGGUGGAGGAAGGCUUCGACGUUAGUAACGAGAUACUCACUAACCUGUGCGGGUAUGUCAAGGAGGACAGGAACGACGUGGUGCUGGAGGCUCUCGGAUAUGUGACGCUCAAGUUCGCAAAGAGCGACGCCGUGCUGGCCUCCAUAAUAGACUGCAGUGUGGCCGGAGAAGACGUGAGGCUCAUGACAGACUGGGAGGGCUACGUCCAGUUACUGACAACGCUACCCGAGAGGAUAGCCAACAGACUGGAGAUCAAGACUCCGAUAGAGUUCUCUCACGAAAACUACUCGUUCAUCCUCCUGUUCCAAGUGAUCCGCUCCGUGGACUACAUGUGUCAGAGCAACUUCUACCAGGGAACCCUGUAUAAUUUAUCCUAUUUAUCGUACCUGGUGUCCAAAUAUGUCGUGUACUAUAUAAAGACGGAGGCCGUUCUGAAAUUGUGCGACAUGUUGAUCGCCUGGACCGACGACAACAACGACGAUCCCUACAGGUUCGUGAGGAGGAAGCUGAUUCAGACGGUGCUGAAUAAACUCAGCAGACAGGCGAUCGACAAGCUGGCGCUGAUCCUGCUCAAGAGAUGUCCGAUCGUAUACAGCUCAAAAAUCCAGCCGAUUAAAUUAUUAUUAGGGAAUAACCUGGAGCUGAACAAGGACUGGCAUGAGAUACUCACCUUCAGGAUACCGUUCUACGUGCAUCCUCAGAACUUCAGGGACACCACCAUCCCGGAGAACCUGGUUUACUACAUUGCUACCACCAAGAACGCCCUGGACAUACUCACCAACCUGAUAGUGACGCUCGCAAAGACCUGGGCCGACGUUCAUCUCAACAACGUCAUCAACAUAGACCACCACAUGCACACCUCGGUGCUGCUCGUGCUGGCCAUCAAGUACAGGAUCAUAAUGUGGAGGCAGAGGAAGGGCGUCUGGAACCUAAUCGAAAUAAAGAGGAUGCUAUACAAGGGGAUGUCCAAGCAUCUAGACAUACUCACCACGGAGUUCCGCUGUGUGGGGAUGGCCACGGUCGAGAUAGUCUGCAAGAUGCUGGUCGAGGUGGACGACUCCGACCGCGCGGCUGUGGAGAGACUCAACUUCGAGUUCAACGAGUUGGGGCAAGUGUGCGUCGACAUCUACAACACGCUGGUGACCAUAACCAACAAGUGCGUGCUGGACGACCGAGCCAAGCCACCCACAGCCGAGCGGAGGCUCAUCGACGCCCAGCAACUGAUGGACGUUAUAGCGGAGAAGGUCACGGACCACGUCGAGAAGCCCGUCCAGAACACGAUAGUGACAUGCGCUGUCAAGGGACCCCAGCAGACCAAGGAGAUCGUCAAAACCAUCAUAUCCGCCAAACUCGACGCUCUCAAGGGCGGCAGGAACCUGGACCUGGACUCCGACGACGACUUGCAGCCCUACGACAUGACCAACGACGUCAGCGUCGCCUCCAAGAAGAAACCCAACUACCUGAGGGAUCUGUUAGAGGUGGUCCGGGAAGCCAAGGAUCAGGAGUCCUUUGAGGCCGCGCUCACCUCGGCAGAGAAUCUCGUGAAGAAGCAACUGAAGCACGAAGACGGGAAGCUCGCCAUCGAGCUGUUGGACCUGUUCGUGCACCUGGAGGAGAAGUACCACGUGGACAAGUUCAAGAGUCUGAAGUUCAACACGGCAGUGGCCAUCGUAUGCAGCCAGCCCAGGGUGUGCGCCGAGCAUCUGUGCAAGGAGGUGCACAGCGACAUCGGCCGCUACUCGAUAUCCACCAAGAUAUUCAUGUUGGACGUGUUCACCGAGGCGGCCGAGAGGAUCGCCGACAUCAAGACGGACCCCUCGUACGAGAUACACAAGAAGGCCGAGAUCAUCAUCGAGGCCAAGGAGCUGCCGCGCGACGAGGUGCUGAGGCGGAGGCUGCUCAAGAAGACCAAGUUCAUACACUCCAAGCGCGCCCACCCCUUCUCCAAAGCCAAGAAGAACCAGUUCGCCCCCGUGUCGGAUUACUUCUUCUACCCGCUCAUUGCCGGCUUCGGCUACCGCCAGCUGACGCUGAGCCACCACAACCUGAAGCAGGACAUCGACAACCUGCUGCUGCUGCGCUACCUGUCGGCGGUGGGCAGCGUGGUGCUGGCCGCCAAGAACUGCCCCAAGUGUCCCGUGUACUGCCGCGAGAUCCUGCAGAUGGUGCUGUUCCUGCGCUUCACGCCGCACCCCGAGCUGCAGCUGUGCGUCAUAUCCAUCAUCGCGGCCAUCGCCCUCGCCCUGCCGCAGUCCAUGCUGAAGGGCGAGUUCUACGACGUGAUGAUGGAGCUGUGCUCGUGGGUCAUCGACUUACUGACGCACGCCGACCUCUCGCACCGCCUCGGCGGACCCAAAUCCGAGGCCACCGUGUUCGCCGGAGAAGUGUUGCAUCUCAUACAAAGCGCUAUGGGCGAGUGAUCUGCUGCAGCGCUAGGUUUAAUAUUAGGUGUUAAGUUAAGAUAGUCUCCAGCGCCCCCAGCGGGCGCGUCGUCUCCACCGAGCUAGUGUUAGUCGCGUUCUGUGCCGUCGCCAUAUACAAUGUUACGGUUUAAAUAAAUUUUGUCGAUCUCA